Molecule: messenger RNA, 677 nt
Organism: Neoarius graeffei (lesser salmon catfish)
Lineage: Eukaryota; Metazoa; Chordata; Actinopteri; Siluriformes; Ariidae
Product: cytochrome c oxidase subunit NDUFA4
Exons: 4
Coding region: 129-377 (82 amino acids)
Source: RefSeq, a predicted model, not a curated record
UCCUGUCGCAGCGCGCCGGAAACAGCUCGCCUCACGCGCACAUCACAGCCUGAAGACAUAAUUUAGUGUUAGUCCAGGCGGCAGGCUGUAGACCCCUGUGUGCGUGUGUGUGCAUAAAUUAAGACAAGAUGCUAAAACUGGUAGUAAAACAGCUGAAGAGCCACCCGGCUUUGAUCCCUCUGUUUGUAUUCAUCGGGGGCGGAGCAACCAUGUCGGUGCUCUAUCUCGGCCGACUGGCCCUCAAGAACCCGGACUGCUCGUGGGAUCGCAAAAAUAACCCUGAACCCUGGAACAAACUUGGCCCUAAUGACCAAUACAAGUUCUUCACAGUGAACAUGGACUACUCCAAGCUGAAGAAGGACAGACCUGACUUCUAAACCUGCUCUAGGUUUAUAUAAAUGGCACAGUAUGAAAUCCAAGAGCUGCCAUUUCUGAGAAAAGAAAGAACGCAUUCACGAUGCUUUCAUACACGCUGUACACAUUCAUACAGAAGAAAACACUUCAACCUGCUUUCUUAACCAGAAAUGGUUUGGUCAGGAAAUAUACUGUAUAAAAUAUGUAUGAUUCCUAGAAUCACGGAAAAGGUAUGUUAAAAUGAUACUGGUUGAUAUUGUUUUCCCAAAAUGAUUUCGUGUUUAUUUUCAGUUUGUAUUAGCCAGGCUUCCACAGUCUCUUAA